This is a messenger RNA of Telopea speciosissima, 1658 nucleotides long. Its product is annotated as cytochrome P450 71AP13-like. The record is from RefSeq and is a predicted model, not a curated record. Bases 51 to 1595 code for a protein of 514 amino acids. Gene Ontology annotation, molecular function: iron ion binding; heme binding; oxidoreductase activity, acting on paired donors, with incorporation or reduction of molecular oxygen. Lineage: Eukaryota; Viridiplantae; Streptophyta; Magnoliopsida; Proteales; Proteaceae. The transcript is spliced from 2 exons.
AAAAUGAGAAAUCUUCUAUUUGUGUACUUGUUUGCUCAGAAGAAAACCUAAUGGCAGCUCCUUUCAAAUUACUCCAUGAAUCAACAGCCCUGGGAACUAUCCAACCCUACUUUCUCUUAGCAACCACUUUUCUAAUUAUUCUGCUGAAGCAUCUCUUAAAGGGAAACCAAGGAAGAAACAGAAAGCUCAAUCUCCCACCAGGUCCUUCAAAGCUACCAAUAAUAGGCAACCUUCAUCAACUAGGUAAUAUGCCGCACCUCUCUCUUGCCCAACUCUCUCAGAAAUUCGGUCCAAUCAUUCACUUACAGCUAGGUGAAAUCCCAACUGUAGUUGUAGCCUCUGCUAGAACAGCAAAAGAAGUAUUGAAGACCCAUGACCUUGCUCUUGCAAGCAGGCCCCAGAUUUUUUCUGCAAAACACUUGUUUUACAAUUGUACUGACAUCGUCUUCUCCCCUUAUGGUGCUUACUGGAGGCAUAUCAGAAAGAUAUGUACACUUGAAGUCUUGAGUGUCAAACGAGUAGAUUCAUAUAGCUUCAUAAGACAAGAAGAGGUUGCGCGUUUGGUUCAUCGGAUUGCAGAGCCAUAUCCAGGCACUGUUAAUCUUAGCAAGAUGAUUGGAAUCUAUGCAAAUGAAAUUGUUUGCAGGGCUACCUUUGGUAGGGGUUUCACAGAAGGAGGAGAGUAUGAUAAGCAUGGGUUCCAAAAUAUGCUUGAUGAGUACCAGGAACUACUUGGAGGACUUAGCUUGGGAGAUUUCUUCCCUUCCAUGGAAUGGAUACACAUGAUAACAGGUAUGAAAUCAAGACUAGAGAACACCUUUCGACGCUUUGAUUGCUUCUUCAAUGAGGUAAUUGAAGAGCAUCUCAAUUCCAAGAAGAAGAAAGGGGACCAUCAAGACUUAUUGGAUGUUUUACUUGAAUCGAAGAACAAAGAUGUCAGUGACAUGCCUCUUACCAUGGACAACAUCAAAGCCAUCAUCUUGGACAUGUUUGCUGCAGGAACAGACACAAACUUCAUAACUCUUGAAUGGGGAAUGACUGAGCUUGUUAUGAACCCAAGAAUCAUGAAAAAAGCACAAGAUGAAGUAAGAAGCAUUGUAGGAGAUAGAAGAAAUGUAUUAGAAGAUGAUCUACCUCAGAUGAAGUACUUGAAAGCUGUAAUCAAAGAGAUCUUCCGACUGCACCCUCCUGUUCCAGUACUUGUCCCAAGAGAAUCCAUGGAAGAAAUAACUAUAGAUGGGUACGUAAUUCCUGCCAAAACUCGCUUCUUUGUCAAUGCUUGGGCUAUAGGAAGGGACCCAGAGACUUGGAAGAACCCUGAAAAGUUCGAACCGGAGAGAUUCAUGGAAAGCAAUAUUGAUUUCAAGGGGCAGGAUUUUGAACUUUUACCAUUUGGGGCUGGCAGAAGAAGUUGCCCUGCUAUAGCUUUUGCAACAGUAUCUGUUGAGCUUGCUCUGGCUCAACUUCUCUAUAGCUUCGACUGGGAACUUCCACAAGGCAUCCAAGCCAAGGAUUUGGAUUUGAGUGAAGUCUUUGGUAUCACCAUGCACAAGAUAUCCAAUCUCGUUGUUGUUGCAAAGCCAUAUAUCCCUUGAAAUGAACUUCACAGAUCCAUACUACAUGUUCUCAGCUUUAUUUAUUAAUUCCACCUUCUAGCA